This is a messenger RNA of Setaria italica (foxtail millet), 1769 nucleotides long. RefSeq lists its product as uncharacterized. The record is from RefSeq and is a predicted model, not a curated record. Lineage: Eukaryota; Viridiplantae; Streptophyta; Magnoliopsida; Poales; Poaceae. The transcript has a single exon. The coding region runs from base 287 to 1024 and encodes 245 amino acids.
UUCCCGGUGCAACGGUGUUGGACACAAAAACCACGUGCAGCCGUGCACUCGUGCCCACAACUCCGCAAGAACAAACACAUGCUGAGUUGCUGACACACACGGUCACACCCACCACGUGGGGCGGUCUCGCGCUUUUUUGUUUUCCCCUUUUUUUUAGGGACGCUAUUUUGUUUUUUCUUGGAAGCCCACCCUGCCCCUAUCCCGACCCAGCGCCGCCGCCGCGCAAAAGCUACCGCGGGCUCAUCGCGAUCCGCCACGAACCGCACGGGGAGCGAAGACAAAUCACAUGCGUGCUUCCUCCACCGCCCAUUCGACGGCGACGACGAACCCGGCCGCCUCAUGGGGGGCGAAGCGCGCGCGCACCACCGCCCCCGGCGGUCGUGCGGCGGCGCGUUCGGCCGGUAGCUGCAGCUGCUGCGCGAGGGACUGGGAGAACCUGGGCGGGGAAGGCCCGGCCGGCCUGAUCGCGGAGCUCGUCCUCGCCAGCGACGUGGCCGACUACGUCCGCUUCCGCGCCGUGUGCCGCUCGUGGCGCCGGUGCUCGCCGGAGGACCCGCGCGACGCCGUGCUGGACGACCGCUUCCUCCCCCCGCAGUGGAUCAUGCUCGACAAGGCCUGCGCCCGCGCCCGCCCCGGCCGCCACCGCUUCCUCAACGUGUCCACCGGCGAGUGCAUCCGGAUGGACCUCCCGGAGCUCGCCGGGCACAAGUUGCUGGCGGUUACCCCGGAGGGCCUCCUCCUGCUGCUCCACGAGCCCACACUGGUCGUCCGCCUGCUUAACCCGCUUACGCGUCAUCUCACCGACCUUCCCCGGUUGAACGAGCUCCUGCAGACUAGAGGCUAUAAGUCGGCACGAAGUCUUCACGUGUAUGGCGUUGGCCUUGUCGCCGACGCCUCUGCAGUGGCAGUUUGUUUCUCCUGCCCCAUGGUGCUUGCCGUCGCUAAGCCCGGAGACGAGAGCUGGACCGUGGUCGACAAAGAAUACAUGAUUUCGACCUUGCCUUUCGCGGGGCGUUUUUACUGAGUCACCUACAGGGGAGUCAUGGUGCUAGACAUGAGCUCAGAUCAGCAGCCGCCGCGGCUGGUGGUGGUUGCCGACCGGCGGAAGGCAUCUCUUUUCUCGCUAAUGGCGCACGGCCUUCACCUGGUGGACAAUGGUGGGGAGCUGAUGCUGGUGCACCGAGCGCGAUGCCCGGGCCGCAGCAAGUUCAAGAGGAAGUAUGAUGUUUACAGAGUGGAUUUGGACGCUGGGAUCCUGAUCCCGGCCAAGGGCCUGAACGGGCGCGCCGUGUUCAUGGGCAUGAGGCGCACGAUCUCUGUAUCAGCAGGAAGGUGAUACCAUCUAUCUGGGACCCGAAUGUGAUGGGCAAACUCUAGGGUACAAUGUUGUAGAUGGAAGCAGAGAACCUUGCCGCUACAUCCCGUUCUGCCCGCGUAGAGCCGUGGACUGCCUCAGCUAUUGCAUCCAGGGCAUGGGUUGGCGACUUGCCCACCGGAAGCCUAGAGCCGGUGGAAAAAUAUAUCAAAACAAAAGGUUGGACUCAACCUUUUAUUACAUUUUCCCCUUAAAACUGAUGGAAAUUUAUGUUGAUGAUGGGGUAAAAUUGACCCUUCGUGGUGUUUGUACUGAAUAAGUUGCUUUGCCAGUGCAACUUCCCUUCAAUCUACAUCCAUUCUGGAAUGGCCCAGGAAGAAAGAUAGUUGCUCGCUUUUCCUUCCAUUCAGUUACUAGUUUCUUAUUAAGAAAACGGUCUAGUUCGUUGCUUAGG